This is a messenger RNA of Loa loa (African eye worm), 414 nucleotides long. Its product is annotated as vitamin K epoxide reductase complex. The record is from RefSeq and is a predicted model, not a curated record. Lineage: Eukaryota; Metazoa; Nematoda; Chromadorea; Rhabditida; Onchocercidae. Gene Ontology annotation, biological process: peptidyl-glutamic acid carboxylation; vitamin K metabolic process. The transcript has a single exon. Gene Ontology annotation, molecular function: vitamin-K-epoxide reductase (warfarin-sensitive) activity. The coding region runs from base 73 to 414 and encodes 113 amino acids.
GUGAACUAUAUAAGUACGUAGUCUUCUUAUCACUUGAAAACCAGUCAUCAAUUUGGAUCAUUUGCAGUGCAUAUGGCAUUCGGAUCAUACUCGCUGUCACCAAAUCAUACUUGUGCCGCCAUAUCAUUUAUAGGUCUAGCUAUAUCAUUCUACACAUUGUACGUGGAAUACAAUUUAGAUAGUGACAUCAAUUACCAACCAAUGUGUGAUAUCGCUUAUUAUGUUAGUUGCUCGAAAGCUUUUCGUUCACCAUUUGCCAAAGGUUUCGGAGUUGCAUCAUCUAUCCUUGAAACUGAUCAUAUAUUGAUGCAGGUACGUCAAAUAAACAUACAACUAUUUGAUACGAUAAAAUGUGUCAUUGUUAAGAGAUUAUGUAAGAAAUAUGAAAAUACAACACCAAAUUUAGCCCACUGA